Acanthopagrus latus (yellowfin seabream) is the source of this 1300-nucleotide messenger RNA. RefSeq lists its product as uncharacterized. The record is from RefSeq and is a predicted model, not a curated record. Lineage: Eukaryota; Metazoa; Chordata; Actinopteri; Spariformes; Sparidae. Bases 1 to 654 code for a protein of 217 amino acids. The transcript is spliced from 2 exons.
AUGUUCAGGUUAAGAGGUCUGCAGUCUGGUUUCGUCACUCUGCCCCGCCUCUCUCGUCUUGAUAGACAGUUUCAGGAUGGAGACAUCUGGAAGGGGUCACUACCAGACAGCAGUGGUAUCACACUGACGCGCUCUGACUCCCUCACCUCGUUCACUGUAGACCUCGGCCCCUCUCUCAUGACUGAGGUACUCAGCUUGAUUGACAACCCCAGCUGCCUUCACAUGUCCAAUCACAGCCAGGCAGCAGGUGAGAAAGAGGAAGGAGAGGAAGAGGAAGAAGAUGACAACGGCUCUCUAAUAGAGACGCCUGUGCAGAGCCCUGUGGUGACUUCACCCAGCUCUUCCAUGGGUAGCGGGUCAUGUAGCAGGAACAUGAACAACAGGGGCCGCUCAUGUAGCUCUGACAGGACAGAGCAGGAGGAGGAGAGGUCACUGAGUACACCUGAUGUAAGCAGUGGAUCUCCUCAGAGAGCUGAGCCUGUAAUGGAGGCAGAGAGGUUCCAGAGAGCAGCUGACGUUCUGUGUCGUCAUUACGGUGGAGGGUCCUUCACAAAGAGAACGAGGAUCGACAACACCACCACCUCCCCUGCUCUCUCCCACAGCUGCAAAACACCAUACGCCUUUUCUGAAGAGGAAGAAGAGAUCAAAGUGUAGAUGUUGAAACUCCAUCUGACAGAGGGCAGAAACUUCACUGACCCAGUUAAACUAUAAAAACUUUGCACUGAUCUGAGAUCUGGGCUGUUUCUGGUCAAAGAGGAUGAUCAUUGUGCGAUAUUUUGUUGUUCCUCUGUAAAAAAAAAAAAAAAAAAUCACAUGCACCUACAUGACAGCAUCACUUUGUCAUGACAAACUAUUAAUAAAAUAGUUGUAAUUUAAUCAGUAAUACUGAAAAGUGUAUCAAGUUUGUUCUAACUGCAUUAAUGAUACUCAUAACAGUUGACUGAAUAAACUGGGAAACAGUGAAUUUUGAAUGGACUGAUUUUUCUAUUUUUCCACUCUGUAUAUAAUCGGUCACUACAUCACCACAAUGCACAACAGCUAAAUGCAUUUUACAUUAUUAGAGAUAUUUUGUCAAAAAAUAUGAGUUUUCGGGGUGAAACUGAAAUUUGUCAUAAAACUUAUGUUUAUAGUAAACAAAUUAACAGUAAUCAGGAAUAACCUGUUUUAAAACUAAGACAGAUGUGCAAUUACAGCUGAUAGACUGAAGUCUUCAUACACCUCCAGCAUGUUUAUAGGAUUAUUUAUCAAGCUUUUAUCAGUUAGUUAAGAUUCUAAAAUGAGGGGGAAAAAAUGUUGCUGA